Molecule: messenger RNA, 1200 nt
Organism: Synchytrium microbalum
Lineage: Eukaryota; Fungi; Chytridiomycota; Chytridiomycetes; Synchytriales; Synchytriaceae
Exons: 3
Coding region: 1-1200 (399 amino acids)
Biological process (GO): regulation of DNA-templated transcription
Molecular function (GO): DNA binding
Source: RefSeq, a predicted model, not a curated record
AUGCCAAAUCCAUCAACAUCAGUUGUAGCAUCAGCAAACAGUUUCCAAAUGCAUCUUCCAGUCCAUAGUAUUCUCCCAUCUGCAAGACCGCAGCUGCAACCGUAUGUAAUCCCAACCACCACCAUCGCCACUAGUAGUAGUAGCACCAACAAUGUCCUGAUGAUGGACAACCAUCAAAACAUCCACAUUAACGAAUCCGCUGCCAAUUUGGAAGGAAACCCACUUCUCGUUAUCGUACGAGAGCUGCUGUCGCUACAUAAAUUCAUGCUUAUUGCCAUUGGCCGUGACGAAAUCGGACAAGUCAAAACAAUCUUGACUCGUCUUCGUGAGAUAUUGAAUAGUGAGUUGCUGGCUGACACGUCGUCUGAUAAUGGUCAGACGACAGAAUCAGAUGUAUUAUUUCGACGUGCUAUUGCGUAUCUCACUCAUGAGAUUGUCAACGUGUCUCGUCCACAACAACGUCAAAGUCCGGUGCUAGUUGGACGAGCUGUAGCAGCUACUCCUCGUACGGGUGCCAAACGUAGUCGCGACAUUCAGAACGAGGAUGAAAAAGAAUAUGAUGAUGCUGCUGGUCAAGUCGCUAGAGACGACGCCACUGCAAUUUCAACCUCAUCCCCUACACCGAGCAACACGUCAAAACGAUACGCAACUCGAAAGCUCAACAAGUCGGAACGAGCAUUCACACGUGCAGUGCAACGAACAACGGCUGAUUCUGGUAGUAAUAGGAAAACCAUGUCUGAAGAAUCAGAUUUAUCGCCCGUCGACGACAAUGACGACGGCAAUGACGACGCUGACGAUGAAGAAGAGUUUAAAAUCGCUGCUCAGAAUCCAAGUGAUGAUAGUGACGACUAUCAUCCGUCAAGGCCUGUACGCUCUACUCGUGGAAACAAACGAGGGAGUGCGGUGUCUGCAUCUGGCGAUAGGCCAGUCGCAAAGAAACGUCAUAGUAAUAAUAGUGGUAGUCGUCCCAAGCCCGGUCCAAAAAGGAAUUCUGCUGGUGAUGGUAUUGUUAAAAGGCCUAACCAUUCUGCUGAGGUCUCUCGCGUUUUAAAGGAAUGGCUAUUCAGUCACAAAGAACACCCAUAUCCUACUGAUGAAGAAAAGGACAAGCUAUGUACACAAACUGGACUCUCAAUCACCCAGUGCAACAAUUGGUUUAUCAAUGCUCGUCGAAGGCUCUUAACUCCCAAAAAUCCAUGA